Messenger RNA from Daldinia caldariorum, 1861 nucleotides. Its product is annotated as putative alcohol dehydrogenase. NCBI's taxonomy places the organism in Eukaryota, Fungi, Ascomycota, Sordariomycetes, Xylariales, Hypoxylaceae. Gene Ontology annotation, molecular function: zinc ion binding; oxidoreductase activity. The record is from RefSeq and is a predicted model, not a curated record. The transcript is spliced from 4 exons. Bases 611 to 1630 code for a protein of 339 amino acids.
CUCUUUGACAAUAACGGACUUUACAUAAAUCCGCCUAAAUCCCAAAAUAAUAAACAUUAACUACUUCCUACACAAGAUUCGCAUUGUUCUUUUACUUUAUUUAUUCUUUUUGUAUUAUUAAUGUACUCGGCAGCGGGCUAUUGCCAAACAUUACCUACCUAGCUAGCAGUUCCGGUGCUCCUUUAGGAAACCAGCUUGGGGGGCGAUCCACAAUAUCAGCACCUAAGCAAAGACGAAGCGACGUUGGCAUCUGCUGGUUUAGUAAAAGAUAAGGCCAUCAGUAGCUCAGACAAGGUUCUCCAGUAGUUCAGACAAGGUUGUUCAGUAGCUCGCGAGCCUCGAGGCCUUUAGGAAGAGCUCCUUCGCUGGAGAUAGCGCGACGGCCCCUGGCAAUGAAUGGACUUGGGGAGAUGGAGAUAGCUUCUGCUUGAAGUAAGUAAGGAUGGGAAAGUCGAGGAGGGGGGCGUGGAAGUUUGCAUAUAAAGAGCGAUGAGGUAGCUGUCUUUGUUCCUGGAUUGUGACACGGCAGACAGACAUCAGGUAGACUCCAAGAUUCUAUUGUUUAGUUGUCUUUGUACGCAAAAAUCGAAAAGUCUAUACGUCUCUCGCAAUGUCUCUCCCAAAAACCUUCAGGCGCGCCGUGUUCCUCGGAAAGGGCGAGGACCUCGUAGUCCAAGAAACCCCCUUAGUUCUCCCGGGAGACAAUGAGGUCUUAGUCAAGGUCGAGGCGUGCGGUGUGUGCUACAGCGACCAUUACAGCCAAUUUAACGUAAUGGGUGGCGGGUUCCCCAUAUGUCCCGGCCAUGAAAUCAUCGGCAGAGUCGCAGCUGUCGGCAGCAGCGUCAAGCGGUGGAAGAUCGGCGAUCGUGUUGGUGGCGGUUGGCAUGGCGGUCACGACGACACCUGCACUGCGUGCAACGAGGGCUGGUACCAGAUGUGCGAUAAUCAAGUCAUAAACGGCGUGACUAAAAACGGUGGAUACGCGGAGUACUGCAUACUACGCGCGGAAGCCACUGUUCGUAUCCCCGAGCAUGUAGAUGCCGCCAAAUAUGCGCCUAUACUGUGCGCAGGCGUGUCAGUAUUUAAUUCCAUCCGGAACAUGAACGUCCCGGUCGGCGAGACAGUUGUUAUCCAGGGUCUCGGCGGACUGGGACAUCUUGGAGUUCAAUACGCCGCGCAGAUGGGAUACCGCGUGAUUGCAGUUUCCCGAGGCGCGGAUAAAGAGAAGUUCGCGCGGGAGUUAGGGGCCCACGAAUAUAUCGACGCGAGCAAGGAGAAAGACGUAGGCGAGGCUUUGAAAGCGCUCGGAGGUGCUCGAUUAGUCGUGGCUACGGCUCCGACCGCCGACUCCAUAACCCCAUUUCAGAAAGGCCUGGGCAUACUCGGCAAGAUCCUGCUACUAAGCAUUCCGGGUGAUUUCACCAUCGACACCGUGACCAUGCUCAAGCACGGUAGCUCGGUGCAGGUUUGGCCCUCCGGGCACCAAAAAGACUCGGAAGACGCCAUCAAAUUUGCCGAUCUCAAGGGCGUCGACUGCAUGAUCGAGACUUAUCCUCUAGACCAGGCACAAGCGGCGUGGGAUGCCAUGAAGAAUGGUACGGUUCGCUUCAGGGCUGUUAUCGUGCCUUAAGAUGUUUUUUUUUUCAUGCUUUCUUUCUUUCGUUGGAGGAAGGACUAAAUAAAUUGAAAGCCAGGUGGCCAAGUUGGAUAUACCACAAUAAUCGAAAAGGUUCCUCUCGUUUAUUAUCAAGAGUAAAGACCAAAAGAAAUAGAAACAGUGUACUAGAAACUAAGAAAAUAUAAACACGGGUUCCGAUCUAGAUAGCUUUUUAAUAAUUGUCCUUCAAGGUGUCCAUCAAGG